AUGUAUUCUGCACUGCGCCGUCGUGUCUCUUCUGCGCUUUCCCUCAAGAAAACUAUUGCCUAUGGCCUGAAUACAUCCACAAGACGCGUUGAUGCCUCGCGACCAGUCCACAAGCAAUUCUCCACCUUCUUGACAUCCAAUCAUCUCCGAUCCAGGUCCAACUAUGCCGCCUCUCGAGCAGCCCUGCGCCAUGUGCAUGUCCGCGCCAUCUCUUACACGGCGAUCCCAAAGUUUCUGCUGCGCGCGUUCCGUGUACCGAUUGCGGCGGGAACAGUAGGCGCUGGCGGGCUUACCUAUGCCAACUACAAGUUCGAGGAGUUCAGGAAGCAGUCCGCCGACUGGAUAUCGUCCGUCCAAGAUACCGCUACGGACAUUCUUGGUUCCGCCUCCGAUGCUUUGAAGGCAGUCUCGUCCAAGGUGUCCGAGGUGAAGUUGCCCGAGUUCGAGGCACCUCAGUUCUUGAAAGACUUGUUCUCUUCCGACGGGAGUGAUGGUGGUGGUGGUAGCGGUGGUGGUGGUAGCGGCGGUGGCGGAGGCAAUGCGAAGAAGCCCAAUAACCGUCAUGCAGCCGCAUUGGCUACUCCCGUGGCAGCUGUAUCGCUUUCCGCAUCGGAUUCGCAGGCGAAUGACGAUGGUAUCUCCCCGGAUGCAGGCCUUAUGCACUUGACGCGGAAGCUCAUCGAGAUCAGGAGUAUGCUGCUGAGCAUCGAUCAGAGCGACGCGCUGAAGUUGCCGAGCAUAGUCGUAAUCGGGAGUCAGAGUUCCGGGAAGAGCUCAGUGUUGGAAGCCAUCGUUGGCCAUGAAUUUUUGCCGAAAGGGAGCAACAUGGUGACACGCAGACCAAUCGAACUCACCCUCAUUCACACGCCGGACUCCGCGCAGGAAUACGGUGAAUUCCCUGCACUCGGCCUUGGAAGGAUUACCGACUUCUCCAGCAUACAGCGCACACUCACUGACCUCAAUCUUGCUGUCCCUGACGCCGAAGCCGUCUCCAACGAGCCCAUCGAUCUCCGAAUAUACAGCCCCCGAGUGCCGGACCUCACACUGAUCGACCUCCCGGGCUACAUUCAGAUUGCCUCCAUGGACCAGCCGGAAACGCUGAAGGAGAAGAUCGCGGCGCUUUGCGAGAAGUACAUCCGCGAGCCAAAUAUCGUUCUCGCCGUAUGUGCUGCAGACGUCGACCUUGCCAACUCACCUGCUCUUCGCGCAAGUAGGAAGGUCGACCCGCUUGGUUUGCGUACCAUCGGCGUGAUCACGAAGAUGGACCUGGUGCCUGCGGAGCAAGGCGCGAUGAUCCUCUCUGGCAACCGAUAUCCUCUGCACCUCGGCUAUGUCGGGGUAGUAUGCAAAGGGCCAGGGAAAAAGUCGAAGGAUGAUUCCACCGCCCUCGUUGCGAGGAAUAGUGAGAACGAAUACUUUGGCUCUCACCGAGAUUACUUCGGCCCCUCCUCGACUCUCAUGGUAGGCACCGACACCCUCCGCCGCCGACUCAUGGAAGUCCUCGAGUCGUCGAUGGCGUCAUCAUUGCACGGCAUCACCAACGCAGUACAGCUUGAGCUCGAGGAGGCGCAGUACCAGUUCAAGGUGCAGUACAAUGACCGACGGAUCACCGCUGAGUCGUACGUCGCGGAGACGAUGGACGAACUCAAGGCGCGCUUCAAGGAGUUCACAGUGCAGUUCCGCAAGCCGCACGUCCGCGCGAGGCUCAAGGCAAUGCUCGAUGAGAAGGUGCUCAACGUACUCGAGCAGCUCUAUUGGGCAGAUAAGCGCACGACGGAGCUCUCUGCGCUUGCGGCAAACCCGAAGGUCACGCCUGAGAGCGUCGAGCCUUACUGGAAGUACAAGCUCGACGCCGCGGCAUCGCUGCUCACCAAGUCCGGUGUAGGACGCGACGCGACGCUGCUUGUCGCGGACGGGCUGCGCGCACUGAUUGACUCGAUCGCGGCUGGCGAGCCAUUCACGUUCCACCCCCGCGCGGCGGAGCGGCUAACUCAGUUCUCGCACACGCUCCUGCGCGACCGGAUCGGUAUCACGUCGGAUCAGGUCGAGAACUGCAUCAAGCCGUACAAGUACGAGGUCGAGGUUGAUCAGCGCGAUUGGGAGACUGGGCGCGUUCAGGCGGUUGAGUUAUUUGAUCGCGAGGCGGAGAUGUGCGAGAACAAAUUGAAGGAGAUCAAGAAGCGUGUCGGCGGGGGCAGGCGACUGAACGGGCUGAUUGCGUACGUGAGGGGUCUGGAGGAGCAGGAAAACGAGAAGACCCAGAAGAGGUUGAGUGGCGUGGUGGAUCAAAGCUCGCAGGUGGACCUCAACGAGGAUGAGUACCGCUACCCUCCAGCGCAGAUUCUUGAUGCGCGGCAUGCCAUGCUAUGCAGCGACAGACUGGGCAUUCUUAAGCUACGGUUGGCCGCUUUGAAGUCCAAGCGGUGCAAAGCGGGACCCGAGAACGACGUCUUCUGCCCCGAGAUCUUCCUUAAUGCUGUUGCCGACAAGUUGGCGUACACUUCGGCCAUGUUCAUCAGCAUUGAGCUGCUUGACCAUUUCUUCUACCAGUUCCCUCGCGAGAUUGACUCACGUCUUCUAUACGACCUUGACCGCCGGGAGAUCGUUGAGUUCGCACGCGAGAACCCCAUCGUGAGGAAGCACCUUGACCUACAGGAGCGCAAGGACAAGCUGGAGGAGGUUAUGAAACAGCUAAACAGCCUGGCGGCGCUGAGACCAGACGCACAGCCCACCCCUCGGCGACAGCGCGGGCUCUUCGGAGGCAUGUUCUGA
Messenger RNA from Laetiporus sulphureus 93-53, 2772 nucleotides. RefSeq lists its product as uncharacterized. The record is from RefSeq and is a predicted model, not a curated record. Bases 1 to 2772 code for a protein of 923 amino acids. Gene Ontology annotation, molecular function: microtubule binding; GTPase activity; GTP binding. Gene Ontology annotation, cellular component: membrane; microtubule; cytoplasm. NCBI's taxonomy places the organism in Eukaryota, Fungi, Basidiomycota, Agaricomycetes, Polyporales, Laetiporaceae. The transcript has 6 exons.